Molecule: messenger RNA, 1512 nt
Organism: Rhodamnia argentea
Lineage: Eukaryota; Viridiplantae; Streptophyta; Magnoliopsida; Myrtales; Myrtaceae
Product: 9-cis-epoxycarotenoid dioxygenase NCED4, chloroplastic-like
Exons: 11
Coding region: 1-1440 (479 amino acids)
Biological process (GO): carotene catabolic process
Cellular component (GO): chloroplast stroma
Molecular function (GO): carotenoid dioxygenase activity
Source: RefSeq, a predicted model, not a curated record
AUGGCAGUCUCUCCUUUCGCUUUGGGCGUAAAUGCAUCCACCAACCGGCACUCCAUUUCUCCCACCUUUGAUCACCUGAAAAAGUCCAUUUCCCCAGCUCUAAAGCCUAUUUGGAAGGAGUUGCUGCGACAACUACCAUUGAAGAAGAUCGACGUAUCCAACACAGUCAAGAAAGCUUCAGGGGUUGUGUUGGAUGUCUUGGUGGAUGGCUUGUACCGGUUUGUGGAUCAACCUUAUCCGCCAUCUCAGAAGAACUUUGCACCGGUUCAAGAAAUUGGAGAAGCUGUUGAAGUUGCUUGCUUGGAAGGGGAAUUACCAGCCGGUUUCCCUGAAGGAGUAUUCGUUAGAAAUGGUCCAAAUCCUCAAUUUGGAUGUCUACAAGCCGCAGUGUCGCCACUAGGACUAACGAAUGAAACAUGGGUUGAAGGAGAAGGAAUGCUUCAUGCAUUGUUCUUCAAAAAGGCUGGUGAUUCAGAUUGGAGCAUCUCCUACAAGAACAGGUACGUCGAGUCUGAGACAUUCAAGCUUGAGAAGCAAAGAAACAAACCCUCCUUCAUCCCUGCCAUUGAAGGAGAUCCACUAGCUGUCAUAGCUGCGUUCUCUCUGAAUAAGAUUAGACUCAACGCUGAUAACAAGUUCUUGUGCAACACAAGUGUGUUCGAGUACUUGGGGAAGCUAUAUGCCAUAUCGGAAAACUACUUGCCUCACGAGAUCAAUUCACAGACCCUAGAAACGCUCGGUGUUUGGGACUUCAAUGGAGAUUGGGAUCGAGCUUGCACUAGCCACCCAAAGAGAGCUCCGGGGAGUGGCGAACUUGUGAUAAUGGGGAUUGAUAUCAAGAAACCUUUCCUUGUGGUAGGAGUGGUGUCUGCUGAUGGAAAGGAGCUUCGUCACAAGGUUGAUGUCGAAUUGGACAAAGGUGUCUUCAGCCACGAGAUCGGGGUCACACAAAGGUACAAUAUCAUAGUGGAUCAAUCUCUUUCAGUGGACAUAUCAAGACUCGCCAAGGGAGGCCAAUUGUUGAAGUACGACAAAGAGAAAAAAUCGAGGUUCGGAGUAAUGCCACGAUACGGGGAUGCCGGUUCUGUCCGGUGGUUCGAAGUAGAAACGUGCAGCACAUUUCAUAUCCUCAACACAUGUGAGGAUGGAGAUGAGGAGGGAGAGAAUGAACAGGCAGUAAAGGUUGAAUAUCACAAGUUUGGAGAGAGUAACUAUUGUAGCGGAAGUGUGUUCGUCGCUAAAGAUGGUAGUGUCGAAGGAGAUGGUGAAGACGGUGGUUGGAUCGCGACUUUUGUUCACAAUGAAGUGUCCGAUGAGACUCAAGUUCACAUAAUCGAUGUGAAGGAUUUCGAAGGGGAACCGGUGGCGAAGAUAAGGUUGCCACAGAGAGUGCCAUAUGGAUUUCAUGGCACUUUUAUGGCCACGCCUAAGAAACAGUAAUCACCUCCCAACUUACGUCUGCCAUCAAGUUUCUAUAGGGGCUUAAUAGGAAUUAGCAUGUCUAAUUUCUAU